Molecule: messenger RNA, 2423 nt
Organism: Prionailurus viverrinus (fishing cat)
Lineage: Eukaryota; Metazoa; Chordata; Mammalia; Carnivora; Felidae
Gene: POLD4
Product: DNA polymerase delta 4, accessory subunit
Exons: 4
Coding region: 3-587 (194 amino acids)
Biological process (GO): DNA synthesis involved in DNA repair; DNA-templated DNA replication
Cellular component (GO): delta DNA polymerase complex
Molecular function (GO): DNA-directed DNA polymerase activity
Source: RefSeq, a predicted model, not a curated record
UAAUGUUUGCGUGCUUGUGGGGGUGGGGGACAGGCGUCAUUCCCUGGAACCAGCGGACUUCCUCUCGGCUAGUCUGGGUCACCGUGUCUGCCUGUCGCUGGCCCCAGGCUCGCUCUCUGGCCUCAGCCCUCUCUCACUCUCUCUCUCUCUCAGCAGCUGUCUCUCUCGUGCCCGCUGGCCUGUCUCCUUCCUCGCAGUCGCCUCCUUCUUUGCCUGCCUGGGUGGCCGCCAUGGGCCGGAAGCGGCUCAUCACUGACUCCUACCCUGUAGUGAAGAGGAGGGAGGGCCCCGCUGGGCACAGCAAGGGGGAGCUGGCGCCAGAGCUAGGGGAAGAGCCCCAGCCUCUGAGCGUGGAUGAAGCAGAGCUGGAGCUGCUGAGGCAGUUUGAUCUGGCCUGGCAAUAUGGGCCCUGCACAGCCUGGACUCGGUGUCUUCUUCCCACCCUGGCAGGGAUCACGCGGCUGCAGCGCUGGCAUCGGGCCGAGCAGAUGGGCUUGGAGCCCCCCGCCGAAGUGCGCCAGGUGCUGCAGACCCACCCUGGAGAUCCCCGCUUCCAGUACAGCCUCUGGCAUGUCUAUCCCCUUUGAGGCACCGCCCAAGGCCUCCUGCCUGCGAUCCCAGGACCUCAGGACACAAGCGGGAGCCAGUUUGCUGCCCCCUUGGCUCAGUUCUGCCAUGAGAGUGUUUGGCUGUGAAGAGUGUGAAGAGGAAAGAGGCUGAAUCUGGAGGUCUCUGAGGCUCAGCCUUCCAUCUAACCAGCAGGCUCCUGGAGCCCCCUCUGGGAGCCAGCACAGCUGAAGUUUGCACUUCCUACCUGGAGCGUGGUCUCUGAGGACCAGGACCUGACCAUGACCCUUCAGAUGCCUGCUACACACCUCCCUGACCUAAAUGCUGUGGUCUGGGGAAUAGCGUGGCUGAGGGGCACAGCCUUGGACAAAGGCAGACUCAGGCAGGUGUCUAAGAGGCAAAGACACACUCCCCACUUCAGGCUGGGAAUCUGAGGGCAGAACUGGCAGGGGGUUCAUUAAUGCUUAUCAAUAAAGAACAGAGUCUGGAAGCUUGACCUCCAGUGCCUCAAUGUGGCCCUGUUUGGGCUGGCAGCAAUCAGCAAGUUGAUAGGUGGGAAAGGGCCGGCACCGUGCUUUCUCUCUGUUGUCCCAUCCUAGAUCUGAGAUGGAAGAAAGAUGCCUUAAUAGAUGGUGGGACAAGUCCUCAUUAGAGCUGAGCAACCUCUGGCGCCCCCUGGUGGUGUACAGGGAAACUACUCCUUAGUCACCUUCAAAGAGCCGCCAGAGAAGACCUACCUGACCUGCCAUCCGGCCCGUCCAGUGUAGCCCACCUCACAAAAAUGGGUCCUUUGUCAGAGGGGACUCCAUAGGCCCACGCAUCAUAAAGCCCAGACCUACGCAUUCUUAGCAAGCACCUCUGCUUCCCCACACUGGGGCUGCCUGGAUCCAAAGUAUACUUGGGGAAGUCCAGCCUGCAGGUCCUGCUUGGAGAUGGGCAUCAUCUGAUGGGCUUUGAUGGGGAACUGAGUGGAGCAGAAACAACGCUUAGGGGACCUUGGGAUGGCAUGGAGUCAGUACUCCUCAUACUGUGUUUACCUUCACUCCAUCCUGAGCGGACAGAGACCGCACGACUGUAACUCCUUGGGGACAGGCCUGCAGAGCAGCCAAGUGGCCCCCUCAGCCCCCACUGUACUGGGCGCUGCCCACGCCUCAAGCUCUUUAAAUGAACAAUCUCUAAGGUUCCUAAAGGGCCAUCAGGGUACGUUUUACGGAGAAGGAGCCCGAAGCCCAGAAGGGCUCUGCGGAGUUGCUCAGCAGUGCCAGCAGGUCCGUGGUGGCACAGAGAUGAGAGGCCACGUGCAUCGGGCUCUUCCCAUCCAUACCCAUCCAUACCCGUGCCCCUGCCCAUUUGCUGAGCAUCCUCCGUACGCCGGGCUCUAGAGGUCCUCUUGGGUGUUGUCGGUGGUGAGAGAUGAAGGAAGGCCCACAGGCAAAUAUUAUGCCACGUGGCGGUCGGUGGCAGGCCACCUCAGGGUUAGAGGUCAAAGAAUGCCAGGGGUGCUUGGAGAGGUUGAUCAGGGAAGUUCCCUGACAGGGCGGCAUUUGAGCAGACCUGAGCGAAGUACAGGAAAGAGCCUUGCACCUCUGUGGUACUUGGGACCGAAGGAGCAGCAAGCACAGUCCCCAAGGCAGGAGAGUUCGCAGCCUGGUCCUGGAGCAGCACGGAGGCCGGCGCAGCCAGGGCAGAGGGAGCGAGGGCAGUGCCAGGGGAGUUGGAGGGGAAAUGAGGCCAGAGAGGUGGCAGGCCGGUCCCGCAGGGCCUCUCAGGCCUAGACAAGGAAUCUGGAUUUUAUUCUGAGUGAGAUAGGAAGACAGUGGUGGGUUUUGAGCCAAUAAAUGACACGAUCAAGCUUA